Fusarium sp. VM40 is the source of this 474-nucleotide messenger RNA. Lineage: Eukaryota; Fungi; Ascomycota; Sordariomycetes; Hypocreales; Nectriaceae. The record is from the annotation of a GenBank genome assembly.
AUGGCCGAUCGCCCUCGGCCAACCACAAACGGAACCGGAGUCUCCCGCUCCCGCAACGGCGCCUCUUCUGCCGGCGUCCGUCGCAAUUUGUUCCAGAACCAGAACCAGUUGACCCGGCGACCUACCGCCGGUUCGACAUCUACGUCUGCCGAGACACUGCAUUUGGAUGCAGAUGUGUUAUCAGAUACAUCCGAGAUUGUCGUUCGUGAUAAGUACGGCGAAAUUGAGCUUGGAGACCCUCCGACGCCGAUGAUGGAGGAUGAGGAUGAGUUGCCGCUGGAUCACAGACAGGAGAGUGAGAAAGAGAGACAAAGACUAGCUGAAGCAGUCAAGCAUCAUCAGAUGAAUCGUCAUACAUUACACGAACAGCCUGAAGAACUACUCGAAGCUGUUAGGGCAAGUCUACGAGCCAAAGUAGCAGCUCUCACGGAAGACAAUUGGAUGUUUGAGCCAGAAGAACAGCCCCGUGGUUAA